Molecule: messenger RNA, 3160 nt
Organism: Gamsiella multidivaricata
Lineage: Eukaryota; Fungi; Mortierellomycota; Mortierellomycetes; Mortierellales; Mortierellaceae
Product: SPX domain-containing protein
Exons: 5
Coding region: 279-2867 (862 amino acids)
Biological process (GO): phosphate ion transport; monoatomic anion transmembrane transport; polyphosphate metabolic process
Cellular component (GO): membrane
Molecular function (GO): phosphate transmembrane transporter activity
Source: RefSeq, a predicted model, not a curated record
AUCACUCUUAUCUUUUUUUCUAAAUCCUCCCCCCUCUCCCCUCCUCAUUCCUCCCACUCCUCCAUUCCAUUCUUUCUUCUUCAUUCUAAUCUCGCUCCCUGGCCUCAUUCCCCUUCCGUAUAUCUGGACCUCUCCAUUCAUCCCUCUGCACUGUUGCUGCACCACCCAGUAACCCGCAACACCCCCUUCCUCCUCAGCAGUAACAACAACACCUCGAGCGCACGUCAGCGACACUACCCACUCUCUUUGGCGAUCUCUCGGCCUGAAGUAUCGCCAGCAUGAAGUUCUCUCAUCAGCUGCAAUUCAAUGUCGUGCCCGAAUGGGCCGACUACUAUCUGGCGUAUUCAAACCUCAAAAAGAUCAUCUACCAGGUCGAAAAGGACUUGGUUGCUGCCGGUGCUCCCUCCAGCAGCGAUAUCGAGUCGGGACAGGCCGAACCCAAUGAACGAUCCGGGCUGCUCUCCACAAGCAGGCGCGCUCAGGCCAAGACUAGAGCCAACAAUCUGUUCUUGCCCGCCCUUGAUAAGGAGCUCGAAAAAAUCGUAACCUUUUACUACAAAAAAGAGCGUGAGCUGUAUUCUGAGGUCGAGGCAUUGGCCGUCGAUGUCGAGUUUGUCGAGAACUUUGAUCCAGUUGUAACGGGGCGAUUGGCGAGCUCGGGAAUCGUUAAUCAAGGCAAGACCGUAAGCGGAGGCAACGUACGCAGGACCAGGACUCGCAACAACAGCAGGGGAAGCCGCGGAUCGGUUCAAUUGGGACGCUCUGGCAGCUGGCGUUAUGAUGAAGCAGUCGCACUUGCAAAUGCAGCUGCACAAAAGUCUGCAGAAGACGCUACUCCCAAUCCAGCAGCGACCGUUAGUGAACACGGGCAUGGACACGAAGCAGGACCAUCGGACCUCACGGCCACGGAGGUGCACCCCGAGGCAGAACAGGGGCAAGAGUACGAGGAGGACGACAACGAGGACGAAGAUACCAGGAGCCUGUGGUUCGAACCCGAAAUGGAGCACGAGCGAAUGCGCUAUCGUCACAACUGCAUCGAGAUGUUCGUCAACCUGUCGGAACUGCAGGCCUAUGUUAAGCUCAACUGUACCGGGUUCUCAAAGAUCUUGAAAAAGUACGACAAGAUCUCGGAGAACAACACCAAAAAGGUUUACAUGAACCAGGUCGUCCUCCAAGCAUACCCCUUCAAGCAAGAGACCACUAUCAAGCUGCAAGAACAGAUCGAUCGCGUCACUGCCAUCUACGCACACAUCUUCACCAACAAUGAUCUCGAAGUUGCCAAGCGAUCGCUGCGGAUGCAUCUCAAGGAGCAUAUGGUCUGGGAGCGCAACACGAUCUGGCGAGACAUGAUUGGCAUGGAACGCAAGAGCCAGGCUGUCGCUGUCCGACCUUCAUCCGAACUCAAGAAGGAACCGAUCACAUUCAACACCCCAUGCGGUGCUUUCCAGCUGCCAGAGUUUGUCACGCGGGAUACGCUCGUGAUGGUCUUUUGUUGCGCGGUGUUCGCUGUUCUUCUCAACGUGGAGUUGUUUGAGGAUCCUGAGCAACAGAACUGCUUUGCCAUCCUCAUCUUUGCAUCGUUGCUCUGGGCAACUGAGGCCAUGCCCUUGUUUGUCACCUCACUAUUGGUCCCGCUUUUGGUCGUAAUGCUGCGUGUGAUGCGAGCAGACGAUGAAAAUCACACGCGACUGGAUUCUCGCGCGGCAGCCAAGAAAAUCUUUUCGCUCAUGUUCUCUCCUGUGAUCAUGCUGCUUCUCGGAGGAUUCGCCGUGGCUGCAGCCAUGAGCAAAUUCCAUAUUGCCAAGGCCAUGGCCACGGUUGUCCUCUCCAAGGCGGGAACCCGUCCAAGCGCUGUGCUGUUGGCCAAUAUGCUUGUCGCGACUGUUGCGAGUAUGUGGAUUAGCAAUGUGGCUGCUCCGGUUCUCUGCUUCUCCCUAAUCCAGCCCAUCCUUCGCACGCUGCCUCCAGGAUCUUCGUUCGCAAAGUGUCUGAUCCUGGGUAUUGCUCUGGCUUCGAAUGUGGGCGGUAUGGCAUCACCGAUCAGCUCACCCCAAAACAUCAUCGCGAUCGAGUACAUGAGCCCUGCACCCAGCUGGCUUGAAUGGUUCGUGAUCGCGUUGCCAGUGGCCCUGGUCUGCGAUUUGGCGAUUUGGGCGCUCUUGCUCUGGGUCUACCAGCCUUCCAGUAACACGCCGACGAUCAGCACGAUCCGCUCGACCAAAGAUCCGAUUACGGGGACUCAGGUCUUUGUGUGCGCCGUCACCGGUGUUACGAUUAUGCUCUGGUGCUUUGAACAUCGCCUCGAGUGGCUGUUUGGAGACAUGGGUCUGAUUGCCAUCAUUCCUUUACUCGCGUUCUUUGGAACCGGUAUCCUUACGAAGGAGGACUUCAACAACUUUUUGUGGACGGUCAUCAUUCUCGCGAUGGGAGGCAUUGCUCUUGGCAAGGCUGUGGAGUCAUCAGGCCUGCUGCACGUCAUUGCAAUGGCGGUUCAGGGAUAUGUCAAGGAUAUGUCGGCGUUCGAGGUCUGCUGCGUGUUUGCAGCAUUAGUUCUUGUGGUUGCGACCUUCAUCUCUCAUACUGUUGGCGCAUUAAUCAUCCUGCCGAUUGUGGCACAAGUGGGCGCCACUCUGCCCGAUCCUCACCCGCGCCUGUUGGUCAUGUCGGCCGCAUUGAUGUGCUCUGGUGCUAUGGGCUUGCCUGUUUCUGGUUUCCCCAACAUGAAUGCGAUCAUGAUGGAGGAUGAGAUGGGUCAGCAGUACUUGAGUACUGGCGACUUCUUGAAGGUCGGAGUUCCCUCGAGUGUUGUGGCGUGCGCGACGAUUGUGACCCUCGGCUACGCUUUGAUGAGCGCUCUCGGUUGGUAAUCUGGCCUGGAGGCUUCUUUUUUUUUUUUUUUUUUUUUAGACUAGAGUGCAGCCUGUAGAACAGAUUGAUUUUAGAGUCGCGUUGGGAUGGAAGGGGAAGGUAUGAGGAGGGGAAGGGAAGGUUGCAGUAGAAGGAGGCUUGCAUUGGGCGCAGCGCUGUAUAAUUAGAUCUGCUUUGCCUUUAGAGUCCGCGACACAAAACAAAGAACCAGCGAUAGUACACUCAAAGUUUUAGCCCAGCCCAAAGCUGGCUAUAUUCGCUUUAGAUAGGUUCAAUAAAUGAUCACUUAGCC